AUGCAGAUUGAUCAAAGUCCAUCACACGAAACAAUGAAUGAUGGCUCAACGAGUAAUAAUGGUACACCUAAGAACGAUACUUCUGGUCAAUCAGCGUCCUUCAAAAUGCCCCGUGCUCCACCUCAUGUCUAUUCGUGUUUUGUUGUUAAUCGAACCGCACAACCUAUUGAGUGUACUCUAAAAUAUAAUGGUCGUCCAGGAGAACAAAAAUUUGAUCAAACGGUCAGUGUAACUAUUCCUGCCAACUCGGAACACUAUUUUCCUCGGCAAUUUUUUCAACCUAAUCUACCUGAAUCAUAUUGUAAAUGGGUCAAAAUUGUUACAUACGUGAAAGUGAAAAAGUCGAAUGGGAAAAUAUUGGAAGUUAAAUAUCCAUUCGAACAUGUUCAAUAUCCCAUUCGAAAUUGGGAGUUUCAUGUUAAAGACAAUGGUGGAAUCCUGUCAAAACCUCCGACUCGUAUAGUUAACGUACUCAAAUACGAAAAUCUUGAUCAGUAUGAAUGUUAA
Rotaria sordida is the source of this 507-nucleotide messenger RNA. The record is from the annotation of a GenBank genome assembly. NCBI's taxonomy places the organism in Eukaryota, Metazoa, Rotifera, Eurotatoria, Philodinida, Philodinidae.